AUGAAAAAUAUCCAAAAAAAACAUAGAAAAAAUCAUAACAAUAGAUCAAGAAAGUAUCAAGAUGAACCAAAUGUUAAUCGUAGUGAUUCAAGAAGAAAUCAUGAUAAUGAUUUAGAAAAAAGACAUGAAAAUUUAUCAAGAAUGAGGAAUUAUGAUGAAUCAGAUAUCAUUU
Funneliformis caledonium is the source of this 172-nucleotide messenger RNA. The record is from the annotation of a GenBank genome assembly. Lineage: Eukaryota; Fungi; Glomeromycota; Glomeromycetes; Glomerales; Glomeraceae.